Salvia splendens (bonfire salvia) is the source of this 897-nucleotide messenger RNA. RefSeq lists its product as uncharacterized. The coding region runs from base 1 to 897 and encodes 298 amino acids. The record is from RefSeq and is a predicted model, not a curated record. Lineage: Eukaryota; Viridiplantae; Streptophyta; Magnoliopsida; Lamiales; Lamiaceae. The transcript has 4 exons.
AUGCCUACUAGUGGUUUAAACACAGAGUCUCUGGUUGUGAUUAUUUUGGAUAUAAUUCGUAUGCAUCAACUACGGAUUAUUUGUUGUUUGGAUGAGAAAGGGCUGCUCGGAAAUGGAGAUGCAGCUAUAGACGCAAGGAGGAUACGCCGUAAAUUUAUCCGACUGCAAAGGAUCCCCACUCAAGUUCAUCGAUUCACAAGGUUGGCAAAAGUAAGUGACCGGGAAUGUGUUGAUAACCUUCGAAUGGAUAGAAAUUGUUCUGGCAGAUUAUGUAUCCUACUUCGCGAGCGGGGAGGUUUGGAAUAUGGCAAAUAUGUUUUUGUUGAAAAACAAGUUGCAAUGUUCUUAAGUGUUCUCUCACACCAUACAACAAAUCGGAUUGUUGGCUUUAAUUUUUGGAGAUCUGGUCAAACAGUGUCACCCUAUGUUCACGCUGUCCUUAAAGCCGUUAUCAUGCUUCAUGAACUAUUCCUUGCUAAACCUGUUCCUGUGGAUGCCAGGAUUCCAGAUGGAAAUGGUUCCCGCUCAAAAAACACAUGUUUGAUGUGGCAUGUAAGGUUGUUUGGGCGCUUUAGACGAAACAUGAGGUUCGUCUAUGUCCUGGCCGGUUGGGAGGGGUCUGCCGGGGAUGCUAGGGUACUACGCGAUGCUGUAGCACGCCCGCGUGGUGUAAAGGUACCAAUAGGCCAAUACUACUUGUGCGACAAUGGAUAUGCGAAUAGCAACGGAUUUCUAACCCCGUUCAAAGGCGUUCAAAAUCACCUGAAAGAAUGGGGGACCGGCGGCUAUGACUCCACAAAAUUCAAGGGAAAUGUUCAAUAUUCGACACACCAAGGCAAGGAACAUCAUAGAACGAGCGUUUGCUGUAGUAAAAAUGAGAUGGGGUAUCCUGCGUAG